Messenger RNA from Anopheles cruzii, 1398 nucleotides. RefSeq names its product fibrinogen-like protein A. The record is from RefSeq and is a predicted model, not a curated record. The transcript has 2 exons. Bases 83 to 1159 code for a protein of 358 amino acids. Lineage: Eukaryota; Metazoa; Arthropoda; Insecta; Diptera; Culicidae.
UGCAGCAUCACACCGGGAGCGCAGAAGGAGCUCGUAAGAACCUCAAACCACUGCGUUACCAAGUGUCGUGCCGUCGAAAGCGAUGGGAGUGUACAACUUUGCGGUGCUGGUGUCACUGUUGGCCACACUCAGUGGCAGUUCCAGGUUCGUGGCGGGACUAGACCUAUCUACCCAGGGCAUACCUACCUCCACCGACCAUCAGCAACAGCAGCAACAAUCACCACAGCAGCAAUGUGCCUCGGUCCAGGAGCGGCUCAUGGCCUUUGAGAGCAGAAUGACGUCCAGGGAUGAGGAGCUGGCAAAGAUGCUACAGCUGCUGCUCUCCAAUCAGCGCGAAAUCCUACGCCAACUCCUAUCAGCUACCUCCACGUCCAAGUUCGGGUUCGUGGGCGACGUGAUGCAACCAUCGGCGAACGGCCUAACGGACGGGAUGUUCGCCCCGCGGCUCGUGCACUCGCCGUCGGCGUACCAGGACACCCGGGCCGGCCACGGCAGCGGGUUCCAGUCGCGUAGCUGCCGCGAAAUACCGGACGGUAUGUCCGGCGAGGAAACGAUCUACCCGAGCGCCGUGCCGGGCGGCAACCCGGGCGAACCGCUGGAGGUGUACUGUGACCAGGACUUCGAGGACGGCGGCUGGAUCGUGAUCCAGAACCGCUUCGAUGGGUUCGUCAACUUUAACCGCAGCUGGGAGAAGUACCGGGACGGAUUCGGGGACAUCGGCACCGAGUACUGGCUCGGGCUGGACCACAUCCACCUGCUGACGGCGGCCGUGCCGCACGAGAUCGCGUUCGUGGCCGAGUCGUUCCGGGGUGAGCGGCGCUGGGCCCGCUACACACUGUUCGAGAUCGGGGGCGAAACGGACCGCUAUCGGUUGCAGAAGCUGGGCGUCUACUCGGGCACGCUCGGCGAUGAGUUCACGUACAACAAGGGCAUGGAGUUUUCGACGUACGAUCAGGACCACGACCAGUUCGGUGACGUUAACUGUGCGCUCCGGACCGCCGCCGGCUGGUGGCACCGCAGCUGCACCCGCAUCAACCUGAACGGUAUCUACGGGAACGAGUCGGGCGUCCGGUUCGCGUACUGGCUCGACUGGCUGCACCUGAACGGCCUCAAGCGGACGCGUAUCAUGAUCCGGGAGAUCAAGCGUCGCCACAAGUAGGUGCUCGGUGAGCUGAGCUGGGCUCGGUGGUAGUAGUAGUAGUAGUAGUAGUAGUAGGGGUAGUGUCAGGCACCGAUGUGCUCCAAGUGCGCCGCAUUAAAAACUGGAGUGUACUGGUAAGGUUGGUGUGAUCCCUAUCAAACCGUGUGGUCGUGAGAAAUUAUGUUAUAUUAACUCCAAAUGGCAGAAAAUACGCAAAAAACAUUUUCCCGAAAUAAAGCAUUAUCGCUUUGACCCUA